GAUACAAAUCUCUUUUUGAUAUGUCUGAAUAAAGAUUAUUUUCCAAAAAAAAAAAGUCCAGCUCUCCUCUAUCCGUAUCAUCAGUUUUCUUCGUCUUCUCUCUGUCCUGCAAGAUCAUAUUUUUUUUUUCUUUUCUAAACACUGUUUCUGAUCUAAAGACAAAAGUCUGAAGCUUGGUUUCGUAAGAUAAAAGGGUUAUCUCAGUUUGGUUGUAAAGUAGAUUACUUUUGGGGUUAUAUCGAUUCUUUGAUUCAUUUUAUCAAUUCGAUCGGAGAUUAAAGGUUACUUAGAGCACACAAGUUCUUCAUUGAAUUGAAUUGGGGUUUUAGAUACACAGAUUAAACGAAAAAGGUUACUUUUUUGAUUGGAGAUUAUGGAUCGAGUGGUUGGUGGCAAGUUCAAGCUUGGUCGAAAGCUUGGAAGUGGAUCCUUUGGUGAAAUCUUUCUAGGGGUGAAUGUACAAAGUGGAGAAGAAGUUGCUGUUAAGCUCGAACCUCUUAGAAGUAGGCAUCCUCAGCUUCAUUACGAGUCAAAGAUUUAUAUGUUUCUCCAAGGAGGAUCUGGUAUACCUCACCUUAAAUGGUUUGGGGUUGAGGGUGAAUACAACUGUAUGGUGAUCGACCUUCUUGGUCCUAGUCUCGAGGAGUUUUUCAACUACUGCAGCCGAUCUUUCUCUCUAAAGACCGUUCUAAUGCUCGCUGAUCAGAUGAUAAACAGAGUGGAGUAUAUGCAUGUGAGAGGCUUUCUUCAUCGUGAUAUUAAGCCAGAUAACUUUUUGAUGGGUGUUCGCCGCAAAGCAAACCAAGUUUACAUCAUUGACUAUGGCCUAGCGAAGAAGUAUAGAGAUCUUCAAACACACAAACAUAUUCCUUACAGAGAAAACAAGAAUCUUACAGGAACAGCUCGAUAUGCAAGUGUUAACACCCAUCUUGGAAUUGAGCAAAGCAGGAGGGAUGAUCUAGAGUCUCUUGGCUAUAUGCUUAUGUAUUUUCUUCGAGGAAGCCUUCCUUGGCAAGGCCUUCGUGCAGGAACCAAAAAGGAAAAGUAUGACAGGAUUAGUGAAAAGAAAAGACUUACACCAGUCGAGGUCCUCUGUAAAAACUAUCCACCUGAGUUCACGUCGUAUUUCCUCUACGUGCGUUCAUUACGGUUUGAAGACAAACCAGAUUAUUCCUACUUGAAGAGGCUUUUCCGAGACCUAUUCAUCCGAGAAGGUUAUCAGUUCGACUAUGUAUUUGAUUGGACUAUCUUGAAGUAUCCGCAGUUCGGUUCCAGCUCCAGCUCCAGUUCCUCUUCCAAGCCAAGACCGAGCCUAAGACCAGCUCUGAAAAUUCCACCACCAUCUGCUGAGAAAGCCGUUAAGCCUUCAAGUAAGCCUUCAACUGGGAAAGAGACUCGUGAUAGAUACUCGAGUGUUUUCGAGGCGUACACCAGAAGAACUGGCUCAGGAAGCGGCCUUCAAGUUGAUCGGUCUAGUAGACCAAGAACCUCAGAGAAUGUUCUUGCGUCUAGAGAAACGCUGAACCAGGAGAGACCAAUCACUUCAUCAUCAUCUAGGAACCAGAGUUCUUCGAGAAAAGCAGUUGCUGGGUCAAGUGUUCGUGCUACUUCUUCUGCUGAUUUCGCAGAGAACCGAACCAGCAGCAGCAGACUCGUCCCAAGCAAUGCUCGGUCCUCCACAACUCAGAGGACACAGUUUGUGCCUUCUUCCUCCUCAAAGGCUGCACCACCAUCGAGAAUUCCUCCUGACGUUACACUCGAGUUCCUCACUCUUGGGAACGGGAAGAGGAAGUGAUGGAUGAUAUAAAUUAUUUAUCCAUCUUUGUUUGACGAGUUAUAUUACUACCUGUUAUUCUCGAACAUGUUUUAUUAGAGCCGUAUAAACAACAACCCACUCAAUAAUCAUCAUACACAAAAGUUGGAAAUAUUUAUACCUUAUAUUA
Messenger RNA from Raphanus sativus (radish), 1943 nucleotides. RefSeq names its product casein kinase 1-like protein 13. Gene Ontology annotation, cellular component: nucleus; cytoplasm. Gene Ontology annotation, molecular function: protein serine/threonine kinase activity; ATP binding. The record is from RefSeq and is a predicted model, not a curated record. The transcript has 14 exons. The coding region runs from base 374 to 1795 and encodes 473 amino acids. Lineage: Eukaryota; Viridiplantae; Streptophyta; Magnoliopsida; Brassicales; Brassicaceae. Gene Ontology annotation, biological process: signal transduction; peptidyl-serine phosphorylation; endocytosis.